GUCACACCACCCCACUCAAAUAUGAUAUGUAUCAAUUUCAUAAAGGAAGUCAAAGCCUUGACAAUACAACAGCUGAGCAAGGCUGGCAAGGAUAGGACAUUUUGGAGGGUGUUCCUUCGUGAGGUAGCCAUAAAUCAGAGACGACAGCACUUAACAACAGAACCUUUUGGUGUACACAAGAUACUCAACACUGCAAAGGUUCAACGUAUUUUUAUUGGCGUACAAAAGUGAGGCAAACAAACUCACUUGUUGGUCGUGUAAGUAUUCAUUCCCUUUGCUGUGACAUUCCUAAGUAAACUCUCUGCAAUCCACUGCCUCCAGAAGCCACCUAAGUAGCUGUAUUGAGUCUAUGUGCAUGCAGUUCCCAUGCCAUAUGAUCUCAGAUGAAAUGCACUUGUUUUUAGAAGCCCCCAUAGUGUUUUGGAGAGCAAAUCUAAGCAAAUAGCUUCAUGACAACCGAGGAGUUAUCAAAACAGCUUUGAGAUGAAGAUGCUCAGAAGCACCAAUCUGGAUUGAGAUUUUUUUUAAAAUUCCCGAAGUGUAACCAUCCUCCAGAGCACUGUUAAUUCCAUUAUUACAAAACAGAAAGAAUGUGGUUCCAACUGCCAUUCUGCCUAGAAAAAAACUUGUUUACUGGGUAAGGAGGGCAUUAGCCAGAGAAACAAUCAAGAGGCCAAAGAAGCUGGAGACCUCUGCUGCUGAGAUGCGAGACAUAAUCUUUGGGAAAGCAAUCGCCUGGUUGUUCUACAAAGUUAGCCUUUAUGGAAGAGUGGUGAGAAGGAAGCCAUUGCUGAAACAAACUCAUAUCAAAGGCCAGGGUAGAAGGCCUCCAUCUGUGCCAGUACAGCAGAAUGACCUGCACUACGUAGGCUAAAAAAUUUGUCCAGGAAGAUCUGGAGGGUGGGAGGAUCGUCAAGCAAAAGUUACCUUUGCUGCUCUUGCUGCCCUGCAUUGGAUGAUACCUCCAAGUUCAGGUGUUUUGAUCACUGAGAGGAUAAUGGAUUUUUUUCCUUGAUUAAAAAAGGCAGCAUGAGCGGUUGGAAUACAUUGGUGGGUUGCAACAUGAAUAUCAGGGCACCUGAAUCCUCUGAAAAUAUCAGUGCAAAGGGCAGAAAGAAAUCCUUGCCUGGAAGCAGCCUCAGGGAGUACAAGCAGGGCGUUCAACAAGGUGAUCCAAAAAAGAUAACUUGUGGAAAAACCUGUUUAGAAGAAAGGGACAAUCAGUGGCUUGGCGUGAGCAUAUCAAGGCAGCCGGGAGAAAAUGGAUCUCUGGUUGCCUGUGGACAUCGUUGGAAAAAUGUAUUUUAUAUCUCAGAGAACAAAUUUCCUAAUGGGAUUUGUUAUGAUAUACCUUCUGAUUUUCGAACCUUGUUGAGUAGACAGAUAUCUCCUUGCUAUAAGGAUUACUGGAGAAAAUAUGGAGAAAAAUAUGGAUCAUGCCAGGCAGGGAUAGCAACAGCUUACACAAAGGAUUUAAUUAUUAUGGGAGCACCAGGAUCAGAUUAUUGGACUGGAUCCAUCUUUGUAUACGAUAAAACAAAAAAUAUCUACAUUUCAUAUGUGGAUUCAGAUAACCGAGUCAAGUCUGGGAGCUAUCUGGGUUAUGCUGUUGGAGCUGGUCAUUUCCUCUCUCCGAAUAGUAUAGAAGUAAUUGGAGGUGCUCCACAGCAGGAGCAGACUGGUAAAGCAUACAUUUUAAGAAUUGAAUCCAGAAAACUAUCCAUUUUGACUGAAGUCAAGGGCAAAAAGCUUGGUUCUUAUUUUGGAGCUACAGUCUGUGCUGCGGAUCUCAAUGGAGAUGGCUUCUCAGACUUGCUAGUAGGAGCACCGAUGGACAGUAAGGUCAGAGAAGAAGGAAGGGUUUAUGUUUACAUCAACUCGGGCUCUGAAGCAAAAAUGAUCGAGCUGGAAACAGCCUUGGCUGGGAGUGAUUUAUAUGCUGCAAGGUUUGGAGAGUCCAUUGCCAAUUUAGGAGACAUUGAUAAUGAUGGCUUUGAAGAUGUAGCCAUUGGUGCUCCACAUGAAAAUGAUUUAGAAGGAGCAAUUUACAUAUACAAUGGCAGGAAAGAUGGGAUAUCAGCAACCUUUUCACAAAGAAUACAAGGACAUCAAUUAAGCAGUACCUUACGGAUGUUUGGCCAGUCCAUAGCUGGGAGAAUUGAUGUCGAUAACAAUGGCUAUGCAGAUGUAGCAGUUGGCGCUUUUCUGUCGGAUUCUGCGGUGCUGCUGAGGACAAGGGCAGUAGUCAUAGCUGAUGCAUCACUAAAACACCCCAGUUCAGUAAAUCGAACCAUUUUGGACUGUGUAGCAAACGGACAACCUGCUGUGUGCAUGAAUCUGAUGCUUUGUCUUAACUAUAGUGGCCACACAGUUCCGGGUUAUCUUGUAUUUCUUUACGACCUAAGCCUGGAUGUGAGCAGGAGGGCAGAUACUGCAGCGAGAUUUUAUUUUGCCUCUAAUGGGAGCUCUGCAACAACCUCGGGAAGCAUCAGGAUUUACAACAGCAACAAUGCUACUUGCGCAACCCACCAAGCCUUCCUGAGGAAAGAUGUCAGGGAUAUCCUUACCCCUGUACAUGUUGAAGCCACCUAUCGCCUCGGACAUCAUAUUUUGGAGACAAAAAAUACGGACGAACUCCCUCCACUCCAACCAGUUCUUCAACAGCGAAAAGAAAGUGAAAUUAUACGCAGCAAGUUCAUGUUUGCAAGAUUUUGCUCUCAAGAAAACUGUUCUGCCAAUUUGCUACUUUCUGGGAAACUCGCAUUUCCAGCGCCCCAUGAAAAGAAAACUUACCUUGCAGUGGGAAAUAUGAAGAUGUUAAUGUUAAAUGUCACCCUGUACAAUGCUGGAGAUGAUGCCUAUCAAACUGCCCUCCAUAUCCAGCUCCCCAAAGGGCUUUAUUUCACAAAAAUUCUAGAGCAGGAAGAAGCCCAGAUACAUUGUGAAGUGUUGGAAAAAGGAAACCAAGGAGUCAAGCUGGACUGCAGUGUUGGACAUUUAUAUGUGGAUCACCUUUCAAAGAUGGAUUUUAGUUUUGUGUUGGAUGCAAGCUCACUUAGCAGGGCAGGAGAUGACCUGAGCAUCAGCGUUAAUACAACUUGUGAAAAUGAACUGGAUAAUGACCUACUGUUGGACAACAGCCUAAUUUUAACUUUGCCACAGAAGCAUGAGGUUGAACUGAAUGCUCAUGGGUCUGUGAUGCCAACUUCAUUUUUUUAUGGACCUGGGGAGGAAAGUUCACCAGUGACUUGCAUGAAGGAGACAAUCAACUUCACUUUCCAUGUCAGUAAUCCCGGAUUAAGUCUGGCUCCUGCUGUAGAUUUGAGGAUACAGAUACCCAAUUCUUUGGCACCAAGCGAGACCAGGCUGUUUAAUAUUCUGGAAGUCAAGUCAACUGCUGGACAAUGCCAAUACAGAAAUGAUGCAAGAGACUGUACUUUACCUGAGAAAAAUGAAACUAUAUUUCAAGAUUUCAUCACAUACUUUACAAAGCUUGAGAAGAGGUCAUUGUACUGCAUGAAAGAUGACCCAUUCUGUUUGCAAAUAUUAUGCAACCUUGGAGACAUGGAGAGUGGGAAAGAAGCAACUGUGGAUGUUACCCUGGAAGCAACUUCUGCACUGGUAGCUGUGGAAGACACUUCAUCACUUCAAUUUGAGGUAAAAGGAAAAGUGUCAGCACAUCAAGAUCCCAAAGUCAUUGAAGUAUUCAAGGACAAGCAGGUGACACAUGUCAUUCUGGAGGGAUUUCAUAAUCGAAAGACUAAAACUCCUGUUACAGUGCUAUUCAUUGGAAUAAGUUCAAUAAUUGGAAUUAUUUUGCUUUUGCUUCUUGCAUAUUUUUUAUGGAAGAUUGGUUUCUUUCAAAGAAAAUAUAAAGCGCUUGCACAAAAACAGGAUGAAAGUCAGAGCUUCAUAAAAAGUGAACAAAAUGAUAAAUGUGAAGAAUAAGUUUUUCUAUCUAACAAGGGAAGGAUCCAUUUUGUGAAAGGUACUGAUUGCAAGAAUGGACAAGUCAUAAGUCCUUUUCAGAAGAGAGAGUUAAUCUUAACUGGAUAUAUUUCACAGAAUCAAAGUCAGAGAAAGUCAAGUGAAAACAAGGAAACACUAGGAAAAAAACUACUCCUUGCUAAAAAAAAAAAAAAAUUUUUCAUGGGGUAUUAGCUGAAUCAUACUUGAAUUAAAGUACGUAAUUUCACUGCCCAGAAAUCAACUAAUAUAAUUAUAAAUGUGAUAAAAGAAAUGCAUUAUAAGCAAAUCUUGAGCCAUACCAAUAAAUAAUACAUUUGAUUCAUCCAAACCACACAGUAAAAACAUAUUUUUCUAUGUACCGGAGAAACUGGCAUUCCCUCAUAUACAGCUAUGUGAACAGAACACUGCUAAAUUAGGCAAAUUAUCCUAUGUUCUCUUUCCCCUUUCAUUGAAUUGGGGCCUGUGGCAGCAAUUAAUAAAGUUUGCCCAGGCAGAGAUGCAAACAAAUGCUUUUUUUUCUUGGGUUAGCCUGAAGCCAAAGCACAGCAGAGCAUCUGACUUUAAUGUUCCUCACUCCCAACUCACAUACACAUUAGGGGUGGGACGAAACCUGGUGAAAUCUGUCCCUCUGGCAUUUGCGGACUUCCUCUUGUGCCUGGCUCAGUCUCACAAGGUGAGCUGGGCUGAGAGGAAGUCCGUGAAUAUUCAUUGAACAAGGGCUGCACAGCAGGCAGCCGCCUUCUGUAUUGUGUACAGCUGCACUCUUAAGUGGACCAGAGUCUGAGGAGCUGAGCCCUGGGAAUCUGGAUUCCCGCCCUCAAAUGGAUCCCUCAAACUUUCCUAGGACACGUGAAGUUAAUCUUUGUACAUCAUCACAGCAUAUAGCAUAAAAGAUAUGCUAUAGGGAGCAUAUCUUUUAUGCUCCCUAUAAAAGGCAGGGAGUUGGAUCCUUUUUGCUCUGUGGACGCAAGGUGGUUCCAUUGCCAGAGGGGUGGUGCUUGCUGAAGGACCCCUUCCAUGAAGGAAAGGGCCGAAAGCAUUAUCCCCAUUUAGGCAUUCUUUUCCCCGUUGUGCCGCCUACUUCCCUCCACUGCAGUUCUUGUCAUUCUCCAUCUGUUCAGGGCAGUUAAUGCAUUGGGGAGCAUUUUUUUUAUCCUUGCAGGCUCACCAUGUAGUUCCAAACCCUGAAAAGCUUCUGAAAUUCACAUGGGAAAGCUGCGGAGGCUAACCCUCAACACAUGCAAGGCUAGUGUGGCUGUCGUUGCUAUGUUAACGAAACUUGCAGUGAAACAUUUAUGUAGCAUUUUUAGUUCCCAGCGGGCAGCUAACAGUCAUCAUUUGGGAUGCUGUAACUGGGUGUGCCAGAGCCACCUUCCAGCUUUUGGGGGAAAUGCAGUAGUCUAUUCCCCUCAUACAAUCAUUGUGUUUGGUUUGCACUGUUUUAACAGCUAGUGUAUAUAGAUAAAUCUGUGCUUACUUUAGAAUGAAAAUUUAGUACUCUUUAAAGAUUAAAGCCCAAGAAAGCACACAGUGUUGCACUUUAACCCAUGAACUUUUUUGAAUAGAAGCAGUUUGUGUUGUCAUUGCUGUGAGUUACAGCUCCAAAUGUUUAGCACUGAAAAUCAUCAAAUGUGGCAUGGACCUAUUUUUCUUAUGGAUCUAAAACCUGCCAAUCUUUACUUUAUAAACAAUGGUGAAGCAUUGCUGUAAGGAUCACGCAUAUAAUUUAAAUACAAAUGUUUUGAUUGCAUAUCUGUUAAAAUAACUCUGCUCCUUAAAAGAAAAAAACACUUAUCCAGAAUUCAUAUUCAAUAAAGAUUAACUUUAUUUUGUAUUUGACGUUUUGUUCAAAUUCUGCUAAAAUACUGUAUUACACUGAAAAGCACAUUUGAUAAAACUGAUUUUGUCUAGUCUAUUUUUCCUCUGAGGAUUCAGGUUGUUUCCAACAGUAUCCUGCCAGCAGAACAGAUACUGUUGGUAGAUCAAAUUUCUCACCAAAUUUGUUCUGAAGGAUUGUGGUGAUGGCGGGGGCUGCAGGGAGAAGGGGAAGGGAAAACUCACAUUGGGUUCUGCUUAGCCUUAAAGGCACAAGCAACAGUUAUGCUGUAAGAUGAAGUCCCCUUGCUUUAAAGGAAUGGAUUGAAACUGGUGUAAAUGUAAGAAUGACUCCUUGUUAAAAAUGUUUUCAUGAGGAAUAUACUGUGACUCAUCCUUCAAUUAAAGUUCAUGACCUCACUGUCCAAAAGACUAUUUCAAUGUUCUUAAAUAUCUCUUUUCUUAAAAGAAAAAAAAACACUUAUUAAGCAUGUGUUAGCGAUGUGCACAUUAAUUUAUAUUUCUGCAUCUGUAUCCCUAAGGAAUGAUCUCUGAAGAUGUGCUUGUGGGGCACAAGCAAAAGUUCACUGGAAGGAGAAGGGAAAGCAGGUGGAGUAAGUUCCAAGGGGAACCACAGUUACUCAAGUCUGGGAAACAUUGCCUUAGAUGGUAUUUGUGUGACUGCGAUGCAUUGCUUUUAUGAUCCUGGCUGCUGGAUAAAGUCUGGGCACCAACAAGAAAUGAAAAGGCAGACACAUAGCACUGGCUGGAUGUUAAAUGAUCUGCAACAGGACAAAUGAUCGCUCCUUUUAAUGGAAAAUGUGCUUACAAUCUGGGGAAACUAAACACUGGGUCUGAGGUGCAAUAAACUACUGUUUACCUCCA
Varanus komodoensis (Komodo dragon) is the source of this 6669-nucleotide messenger RNA. It is a transcript of the gene ITGA4, whose product is annotated as integrin subunit alpha 4. Gene Ontology annotation, cellular component: external side of plasma membrane; integrin complex. Gene Ontology annotation, molecular function: integrin binding. Gene Ontology annotation, biological process: cell-cell adhesion; cell-matrix adhesion; integrin-mediated signaling pathway. The record is from RefSeq and is a predicted model, not a curated record. The transcript has 27 exons. Bases 1030 to 3948 code for a protein of 972 amino acids. Lineage: Eukaryota; Metazoa; Chordata; Lepidosauria; Squamata; Varanidae.